Messenger RNA from Labeo rohita (rohu), 1390 nucleotides. RefSeq names its product progestin and adipoQ receptor family member Vb (gene paqr5b). The transcript is spliced from 8 exons. Lineage: Eukaryota; Metazoa; Chordata; Actinopteri; Cypriniformes; Cyprinidae. The record is from RefSeq and is a predicted model, not a curated record. Bases 95 to 1156 code for a protein of 353 amino acids. Gene Ontology annotation, molecular function: signaling receptor activity. Gene Ontology annotation, cellular component: membrane.
UAUGUGCAUUUGUCUCUCUGUACCUGCUAGUGUGUCGAUGUAUGUUUAGCCUCUCUCUCCUGAGUCAGACACUGAGGGCCGUUCAUCUGGGAACAUGUUCAGUCUGAUCAAACUACGGCGCGUCUUCACUGUCCACCAAGUGCCCAAAGCAUUUCACGAGGACAGUAUCAUCUCUGGAUAUCGACACCCUCGUAGUUCAGCCACAGACUGUGUGUUGAGCCUUUUUCAGCUCACCAAUGAGACCCUCAAUGUUUGGACACACUUUCUACCAACCUGGUAUUUUUUAUGGAAGUUGAUGACAGUGUUGUUGAUGGAGGAUGCGUGGUAUGAUGCGUACACAUGGCCUCUGCUGGUCUUCUUGUUUUCCUGCUGUGUGUAUCCACUGGCCUCCAGCUGCGCCCACACCUUCAGCACCAUGUCUACCCGCUCUCGCCAUAUCUGUUACUUCUUUGACUACGGAGCACUCAGCCUGUACAGCCUCGGUUCAGCGAUCAGCUACUCUGCAUAUGUGUUUCCUGACGCAUGGGUGAACAGCACCUUUCAUGCAUACUACAUCUCUGUAGCUGUACUAAACACCAUCCUCUCAACCAGCCUGGCCUGCUACUCAAGGCUUGGCUUACCAUUCCUUCACUAUAACCAUGACAUCGAUGAAAGAUUCUCUGAGAGACAAAGCCCACGGCUGAGUAAGGUGUUGCGAAUUCUUGCCUUUGCCUACCCUUACCUGUUUGACAACAUUCCUCUCUUCUACAGAUUGCUUCUGUGUGUUGGUGAGGGUUGCACUAAUAAUGAGGCAAAUUCCAUUCAUAUUCAACACACAUUGCUUGCUUUUCUUACCGCCUUCCUGUUUGCAACCCACUUACCUGAGAGGCUGGCACCUGGGCGCUUUGACUACAUAGGCCACAGCCAUCAACUGUUUCAUGUGUGUGCAAUAAUUGGGACACAUUUCCAGAUGAAGGCCAUCGAAGCUGACAUGGUGCUGAGACAGACACAGCUGCUGGCCACCGCUCCUCCUAUCACAUUUAAUAACACAGUUGGAUCAUCUCUGGUCUGUGUCUGCAUCAGUCUGGGGAUCAUUUGUCUUUAUAGUCUACCUCUGCUGUACGGCUCCUCAGAAACACACCCAGCAAAGACUGAAGAAAAGAAAUGCAAGCACUAAAGGCUCCUUGAGACAGGGGGUCUCUGAAAGAUUAAUUGCAAUCUUGCACAAGCUACCAAAGUUAUUAUGAAAAUAUAUCUAGGAGGUUCAUACUGGAUAUUACGUUAUAAAAAGAAGUCCCCAAGAGGGGUUUGUAGGUUUACAGCAGCUAUGCAACCUGAAAUUGCAAAGAGUAAUGAAUGCGUUAUUGCAUGAAUUCUGCUUCUCAGGGAAGAGCAAAAAAAAAAAAGGCAC